Mangifera indica (mango) is the source of this 1625-nucleotide messenger RNA. Its product is annotated as tryptophan synthase beta chain 1-like. The transcript has 5 exons. The record is from RefSeq and is a predicted model, not a curated record. NCBI's taxonomy places the organism in Eukaryota, Viridiplantae, Streptophyta, Magnoliopsida, Sapindales, Anacardiaceae. Gene Ontology annotation, cellular component: cytoplasm. Gene Ontology annotation, molecular function: tryptophan synthase activity. Gene Ontology annotation, biological process: L-tryptophan biosynthetic process. The coding region runs from base 52 to 1485 and encodes 477 amino acids.
UCUAAUGGUCUCACAGAUUGACAGCCACACGUUUAAAUUCAUAUUCAGAAGAUGAUCUUGGGAACCCAGAAUCAAAUAGCUUGCAAUAAUAUCCAAAUUCUCUUCCUUGACCAUAAAAUAUCUACUAGACCGCCUUUCAUGGUUAAAACUAGAAUUUGCACUGCAGCCUCGGCGGUCAGUGAGUCAUUGACUCAAAAAACUUGGAGUCCAGGCUCCUUGGAAAAGCCUUUAAGUAAAGCCUCGCAGAUUGAAACCGGUUUGUGGAAAGUUAAUAAUCCAGGUAAAUUUGGUAGGUUUGGAGGAAAGUAUGUGCCUGAGACACUAAUCACUUGUUUGCAGCAACUUGAAGCUGAAUUCAACUUUGUUUUGCAAGAUAAUGCUUUUCAGGAGGAGCUUUCCACAGCAUUGAGAGAGUAUGCUGGACGAGAGACACCUCUAUAUUUCGCUGAGCGGCUGACAAAUCACUACACGGAUGAAAAUGGAGAAGGGCCAGAGAUUUAUCUGAAAAGAGAGGAUUUGAACCAUGUCGGUGCUCACAAGAUAAACAACGCAAUUGCGCAAGUGAUGAUAGCCAAACGCAUGGGCAGGAAAAAUGUGGUUGCCGCCACUGGUGCUGGGCAACACGGCGUCGCAACGGCCGCUGCAUGUGCCAAACUUGGUUUAGAAUGCACUGUCUACAUGGGCACUGCUGAUAUGGAAAAAGAGUCCUCUAAAUCUAAUAUCCUUCUCAUGAAACUAUUAAGCUCUCAGGUUAAAGGUGUUAAUGGAAGCUUUAAAGAAGCAAGCUCAGAAGCAAUUAGAGGUUGGGUAGGGGACUUGGAAAGAAGCUAUUACUUGUGCGGGACAGCGGUAGGGCCUCAUCCAUGUCCAAGCAUGGUUCGAGAGUUUCAAUCCGUGAUAGGAAAAGAAACAAGAAGGCAAGCGAUGGAGAAAUGGGGAGGAAAACCAGAUGUAUUGGUAGCUUGUGUGGGAAGUGGAUCAAAUGCAUUAGGGUUAUUUAAUGAAUUUAUAGAAGAUGAAGAAGUGAGAUUAAUAGGUGUUGAGGGAGGAGGCUUCGGGUUGGAUAGUGGAAGACAUUCUGCAACUCUUGCAAGAGGAGAAGUGGGUGUUUAUCAUGGAGCCAUGACGUACUUGUUGCAAGAUGAAGAAGGACAAAUUUUAGGCCCCCAUUCUAUUGGUUUAGGGCUAGAGUAUCCAGGCGUUGGACCAGAGAUAAGCUUUCUAAAAGACUCAGGACGUGCAGAGUUUUAUACAGCCACAGACCACGAAGCUGUUGAAGCAUACAAGCGGCUAUGUAGACUAGAAGGCAUAUUUCCAGCGUUGGAGGCAUCUCAUGCAUUGGCAUUUCUAGACAAACUUUGUCCAACUUUACCCAACCGUGCUCGAGUUGUGGUUAAUUGUAGUGGGCGUGGAGAUAAGGAUGCUGCUACAGUUCUUAACCACCAAAAACACUCAGAUCUACCAGCAAUAUUAACCAUUCAAUAGAUCAUUUUUACCAAGCACUAGAGUUAAAUAUUGAUGUUGCUAUUGCUAUAUUAGCCUGGGGUGUAACCCUUUGUAAGAUGUGGAAGAUGAUGCAGAAGCAUAAUAUAAAUCAUAAUGCUACUAAUUUUCUCUCUUUGAAA